Staurois parvus is the source of this 456-nucleotide messenger RNA. NCBI's taxonomy places the organism in Eukaryota, Metazoa, Chordata, Amphibia, Anura, Ranidae. The record is from the annotation of a GenBank genome assembly.
GCGGGCACCGAGUCGCCUGGCAAGACUGCGGGCACCGAGUCGCCUGGCAAGACUGCGGGCACCGAGUCGUCUGGCGGAACUGCGGCGGGCAUCGAGUCAACUGGCGGAAUAGCGGGCACCGAGUCGCCUGGCAAGACUGCGGGCACCGAGUCGACUGGCAAGACUGCGGGCACCGAGUCGUCUGGCAAGACUGCGGGCACCGAGUCAACUGGCGGAACAGCGGGCAUCGAGUCAACUGGCGGAACUGCGGGCACCGAGUCGUCUGGCAUUGGAUCGUCUGGCUCGACAGCGGGCAUCGGGUCACCAGGCAUCAGGUCAUUUGGCUCGCCAGCGGGCACCGCAUCAUCUGGCAAGGCAGUGGGCACCGAGUCAAUUGGCACGACAGCGGGUACCGGAUUAUCUGGAUCAACAGCGGGCAUCGAGUCAACUGGCCUAAUAGGAUCAUCAGGCUGGAUC